Molecule: messenger RNA, 2166 nt
Organism: Ciona intestinalis (vase tunicate)
Lineage: Eukaryota; Metazoa; Chordata; Ascidiacea; Phlebobranchia; Cionidae
Source: RefSeq, a predicted model, not a curated record
GUCUUAUAGCGACCGUCAUUUCCCUGCCACGCGAGGAUAAAUAAGUGACAUCAUAACGAGACAGUGAGCACGAGGUAUAUACAUUAUGGGCACUGCUGAAGAAUUCUCCUCUACGUUACAGAUCAGGCUGGUGGAAAGUCGACUCCCGGAAUAGAAGUACCAAUCACGACCAAUCUUCACAGCACUUGUGAAUUAGUUGUGAACCUAAGUCUUACAUGCAAACAAAGUCAUGCGCUUCUCUUUAGUUAUUGGUUUGUUGUGCAGCAUAUUAACAACAGGAAACGGACAGCAAUGGGUUAAUUUAUCAAGCUGGCAAUACCACGUAGGAUUGCAAAACAAAACAUUUCCCGAAGCGAAAAAUUCUUGCGCAGCUCUUAAUUCGACAUUAUCUUUAUACACGGAAUAUGUUGUUGUGUAUAUCAAGACUUAUAUAUGGAACUGUUCAUGCUCAACGCGUGCGUCAAGACCUGUUGACCCAAUUUGGUUCGAAUCUGAAGACGGCAAAGCCAUAUUAUUCGAUCGGGGCAUUCCUCAAAGCACAAACUUUACGAGAACUCUGGCCAUCUACGUCUGUCGUCGUAAAAUCGCUGUAACAUGGAACUUCACUCAUGGAUCCAACGCCGAGUAUUUCGUGGCACCGUUACAGCUUUACACACCUAACGUGGCAUCGGAAAUUUGCGAAUCCCUGAAUUCUACACUGGUGAUGCUCAAGGAUGAAAGAAUGCAACGGGAAUUUAACACGAUUGCUAAAGCAGUUGAAUUCAACACAACACUUAUCAGCGAGCUAAAACUAUGGAUUGGGUUGAGGAACAGAACCUUAACUAUUUGUGGGAAGAUGGGACGCCUUUUACUGGAAAUAUUUCUGUGUUUAACCCCGGCGAAUAUAAUCAAUCGGAUAAAUGCGUCGUGUUGCUGCCGUUUCAAGCGAGGUGGAAUAACGCUCGUUGUACGAAUACUAGAGGGUUUGGUUGUCAAAGAGCAAGGCAUGUUAUGACUACAACUCAUGCAACAACAACAACAGUACAAACAACAAUUUCAACUUCAACAACACUUUCUUCAACAACAACAAUAAUAUUAUCAGAAGGUACAGAACCAACACCAACUCCAACAUUAUCAACAACAACAACAACAUUGCCUGCAACACAAACAACUAUAACUGAAGAAUCCACAACUUUAAGAAGUAAUGAAAUAUCAGCAGAAGAAGCAAUUGGUAAUCUACAUUCGAUUAUUGACUCACUACAGAACAUGGGAGAUAAUAACAAGUCUUACAUCACAAUGCAGCUUGUUAGCUUUGAAAAGAACUUAGAAAUUCUUUCCUUUGGUGAAAAUUUUGUGAAUGAAACUUACAAAAAUAUUUCACGCAUCCUAGUGACAAACAUAGAUAUCCCAAAUAAUGAAGGGGAGGAAUUGAUUGCAGAACUCGGGACCAGCAAGAUUCAACAUUUUACUUUAAAUGAAGCAAAUUCUGGGAGAUUAUCACUUGCAUUUGCCGAACUUAAAAUUCCACCCAAAGUAAUGAACAAGUUUACAAACACAAGUGACCAGAUGUCGGCCAUUUUUGCUCCCUCUGAUCUUCCAUUUGUGACUAUCUCAUUGUACGAUGUACUUCGGCGAAAGAAAUUAAAUCCAGGAGUAAAAUUUGAAACUUUCACUAAAAAUGACAAUUCAUUUGAACAACAAGCAAUUCCUCGUUUUGGGAAAGUCCCUAAUGUGAUAUUCCAAGACGUUCAAUGGAAAUGUGAAUUUUUUGAACCAGAAUCGCAAACAUUUUCUUCAACCGGUUGCCACCAUGAAACAUCUGAGGCUGGCGUCACCUCGUGCCAUUGUAACCACACAACCAUAUUCACUGUGUUGUUGUCCGUCAGCCAUGUGGUCAAUAUACCAGAAGGUGUCCAGGUGUUGACGUACAUUUGCCUCAUUAUAUCAUUUCUAUGUCUUCUGUUCACCGCCAUCAUCCUUAUAAGGCUGAGGUUGAAUUUAAAAAGUGAUCGAACGUUCGUUCAAAUCAACCUCGUCAUAGCUCUCUUGCUCCUCAAUGUGGUGAUAAUAUUUCAUGACUUGGCGCUAACCAACGAGCGACUUUGCGCUUUAAGUGCAGCGGCGACUCACUACUUUAUUUUAGCUGCAGGUAAAAAAUUGGUUCUUAUUAGAAAUCAAUUACUGUAA